This is a messenger RNA of Glossina fuscipes, 1430 nucleotides long. Its product is annotated as RNA exonuclease 4. Bases 198 to 1115 code for a protein of 305 amino acids. Lineage: Eukaryota; Metazoa; Arthropoda; Insecta; Diptera; Glossinidae. The record is from RefSeq and is a predicted model, not a curated record. The transcript is spliced from 3 exons. Gene Ontology annotation, cellular component: nucleus. Gene Ontology annotation, biological process: rRNA processing. Gene Ontology annotation, molecular function: nucleic acid binding; 3'-5' exonuclease activity.
UUGUGUAUCGGAAUUGGCGGAAUCGUUGUUACGUGGUUUUGUUUCUCUAACAGAUCGUAUGGAAAUUAGAUUUCCAAAAAGCAGUUGUCAGUUUAUUGUAUUUAAUUCCACCUUGUUUCCUUUGGUUUUUUUUAUUUUUUUUUCGUUCAUAUAGGGCUCAUAAACUUGGUUUUUUGUAUAGAACUUGAGAUGAAACAAUGAAAGCAGAUGUUGCAAGCGCAGGAAUACGGAAGCAUAAAUUCAAAAUGGAAGUGAGAAGUUUCAGUGGAUCAACAAAAGAUGAAAGCAAUUCGCGCGAAAGUCGUCAGCAUGGCAAACAACUAACGGCCAAUAAAACAGUGACAGAGGAGAAGAGAAGUAUUAUUAUGGAUAGCAGUUUGGGUACAAUGAAAGAAGUCAGCGAUAGUAAUAAUACAGGCCAUAAGAAGCAGAAUAAUAUUUUUACGGUGAAUAACGCAAAUAGAAAAGCUGCUGGUUGUCAUUGGUACGCAUAUCUAACAAACCAAUCUUAUGAAUCCAAUGGCGUUGUUAACUUGGAAAAUAACCCAAUGCCAUCUUUAAGUCAACGACAAAAACGCAAAACUGCUCAGCAAAAUAAAUACGUAGCCAUGGAUUGUGAAAUGGUUGGUGUGGGUUACAAGGGCCAAGAAGAUAUGCUAGCACGUGUUUCUAUUGUAAACAAGAGAGGCGAAGUACUUCUCGACAAAUUUGUCAAACCCUGUGAAAUGGUAACAGAUUAUCGAACAAGUAUUUCGGGCAUAAGACCACAUAAUAUAGAAAACGGCGAUGAUUUUCAUGAUGUGCAAGAUCAAGUCAAAAAACUAAUUCAAGGAAAAAUCCUCGUGGGUCAUGGUAUAGCAAAGGAUUUAGGUGUGCUCCAAAUAAAACAUCCCUAUCCGCUCAUUCGUGACACCGCACGCUAUAAACCUCUGUGUCGACUUGUAGCAAACGGACGAACACCAAGUUUAAAAUGUAUUACACAUGCUAUUCUCGGCUUAGAUAUUCAAUCAGGGGAACAUAAUUCUAUUGAGGAUGCUCGUGCUGCAAUGAAAAUUUAUAAUAAACUAAGUUUUGACUGGGAAAACCAUUUUAGAAAGCAGAAGAAUCGUACGUAGAUUCCGGAGGAAUAUUGACUUGUGCAUGGUGGUAUGGAAGAUUUCAAACAAUUUGUAAUUUCUUUAUUGAUUUGUUUUAAUUAAUGUAAAUAGGGGUACAUUUCGCGCGAUAACUACCUUAUGUUUUCUUCCAUAUACCUUUUUUAAUCGUCCUUGUAAUUAUUAUAAUUUAUGUAAUGUAAUAAAAUGAAAUCAAUUCUCAAACUAAAUGCAAGAAAUAUUAGACACUAGUUGCUACAACUGAUACCUUUAUCAUGCAAAGUAAUUGCAUUGGUUUAUUGGCUUGAAUAAAAACAUCUAAUUCUUAUUAUGGAA